UCCGCCCAGCGUUCUCUUCCCGUCACGACGCUGCGCGCGGCCGCACUCGCAACUCCCGCCCAUUUUGACCGCUCAGUUUCGUUUUCGUUUUUGAUAAUUCUCGUGGCGCCCGACUGUUUUGUUUAUAGCGAGGAAAUACCCGCCCAUCUAACCGUUUCUGUGAGCAAACUGCGCAUGGCAAGACUCGUCUCUGGUUUGGUUAGAAGAUUUUCCCUCAAGUCAUUUUUAUUUUUUUCAAAACAAAAAAGCAACAGCAGAAUGUCGAGCAUUGAGAAUGGCUCACUGGAGUUUCCGUUUCUAUCGGAUACAUCAAAUGAUAAUUAUUAUUUCCGUACUUUAAUGAUUAUAAGAGGGCUUCCUGGUAGUGGCAAGACCUUACUAGCCCAGGAAAUCAACAAACAUUUUAGGGAAAGCUGCCAGGUGAUUUCUUAUGCCCCCCCUCUGCCUGGGCAUUCAAAUCAAUUUGAGAAACUGGCCAAUGAUAUCAGUCUCUCCUGUAAGAAUGGGAAAGAAGUCAUUGUUGUGGAUCAUACCAACCACCAAUUGGAAUGGCUAGAGCAGCUCUUUGAUAUUGCAAAUGGCCACCAAUAUACCGUCCUUAUUAUUGAGCCCAAGACAACCUGGAGACAUGAAAAGAAACUGCAAUGCCAGGGCCCACCCUCAGUCUCAGAAAUGGAAAAAAUGAAAGAAGCCUUGUCGCAGCCUCUCUUGCCCUUAUACUAUGGCUGGUUCCUGACUCAUGAAAGUGGACAUCACUUAAAGAGCCUUUGUAAUAAGUUUCUGAAAGUCAUGAAAGAACUGAGUGAAGACAAGAAGCAUGUGGAAGAGUUUUCCCUGAAGUCUGGAGAGAAGCCCAUCGACUUUGAGACUUUCCAUCAUGAAGGGCCACUUCAUUGUACCACAAAGUACUGUGACUAUGGGUCUGCUGAAGGGGCUUCUGAAUACUCAGAAAAGAAGGCUGUGAAAGACAAUUAUGGCGCUGCUUUCAAGCUGGCAAUAGAGGCCUUGUUCAUCACCCCCAGGACUCUGGGAGCAAGAGUCAAACUUACAAAGGAUCAGCUACUUUUGUGGCCAGAAGAUGAUGAAGAGCAGUGUAACGCAAGUCUUCCUUUCGGCAGCCGUGCACACAUCACCCUGGGUGUUGCCCCUGGUGUGCAGGAUGUACAGACUGGCAUUGACUUGCUGGAAAUGGUCUCCAUGAUGCAGAAAGGAGACAAAUGUGAGAUGGUUUCAGAGGUCAGCGAGGGAAAGCUGAGUUACUUUCGUCAGGAUAGGUGGAUGUUGGAAUUAAACAAAAAGGAAGAAGUGAAGAGUGUGUUCUCUGGAUAUUAUUCCAAGCGUAAACAAGAAGAAGGGAAAGAAGGAGAGGAAAAGAAAACCGAGAACAAGCCGAGCCGAUGGAAAUGUGGCUUGCUGUGAGUCUUACUGCGUUCUUACCAGAGUGUGCCUUACGCCUUCAGUCACUAAUCAAACCGCUAGAAAGUGCUCUCCAUCCCUUUUGAAAUUGAAAAAGAGGAAUGGAAACGGUACAAAGAUGAAUAUGUGCUUUUUUUGUUGCUUUUGGUAGAACAGUCAAUGCUGAAUCAAUUUAAGGAUGGCUAUUCAUAAAUCACUGCUUUGUUUCUCAUUUUUAUUAUCAAGAAAUGCAAGUGCGGCAAUGGCAAAUAAAAUAAAGGCAGUUGGGUCAA
This is a messenger RNA of Erpetoichthys calabaricus (reedfish), 1688 nucleotides long. RefSeq names its product 2',3'-cyclic nucleotide 3' phosphodiesterase (gene cnp). The record is from RefSeq and is a predicted model, not a curated record. Gene Ontology annotation, biological process: cyclic nucleotide catabolic process. The coding region runs from base 175 to 1419 and encodes 414 amino acids. The transcript is spliced from 4 exons. Gene Ontology annotation, molecular function: 2',3'-cyclic-nucleotide 3'-phosphodiesterase activity. Lineage: Eukaryota; Metazoa; Chordata; Cladistia; Polypteriformes; Polypteridae. Gene Ontology annotation, cellular component: membrane; cytoplasm.